Paramuricea clavata is the source of this 999-nucleotide messenger RNA. The record is from the annotation of a GenBank genome assembly. NCBI's taxonomy places the organism in Eukaryota, Metazoa, Cnidaria, Anthozoa, Malacalcyonacea, Plexauridae.
AUGCUUGAUGUCUUGAAAGCCAUUUCAAGAUUUUCUCUGUUUUCACAGACCAGAAGUAUUCCUUUCCCUGCAGUCCAGUCAUCACUGGAAAAAUGUGUAGACCGACUGAAGUUGCUGAAACAGGAUACCAGUCGUGGCGCUGAGUGGCAGAAGUAUGUGAAAGGAGAUUACAACCAUGUUCUCACCCAGUGCGCUAUAUCUGGCCAGGAACACUUGUCUGAAGCAACCAAAGUAAAGGAUACUGGAUAUUCUCAUUGACUGUGUCGGACAACGCUGCUCUGACUCAGUCCUCUUAGAACUAGACAAGCUAUCUCUGCUGCUGAAUAUCACAGGGUGGAAGGAUGGACUUUUUUCUCUGGAUUCUGUGUCAUCCAAUGGCAUCCGAACGUGGAAAGUAUCUGACUGGUUGGAUGUAGAAAUAGGCAACCUCAGUGAGUACAUCUUUAUCGAACAGCAGUUGCUGGAAUAGGGCAUUGCAGUAGAAGAAAUCCUUGUAGAGUGGAGAGCACUGAAGCGAAAACUUCCAACCCUUGACAUCGACUGGGAGCAUCCUGAAAAGAUCAGCUGGGAAGAUGUCAUCAGCCAGAUGUCAGCAGAUCAUUUCAUCAGUCUUAUUGGUCUAGUUGAUUUCUUGGGGACAUUCUGCCUCUCAAGUGCAGAAGCAGAGAGGGCGGCUUUAGCCAGCUAGAUGUUGUCAAGACAGAUAAAAGGUCACAUUUACAACAAAGCCCACUGGAAGAUCAGACUAAGGUGCGGAAGCUUUCCUGGGAAAGCAGAGAGUUAAGGUGGGCAAAGAGAAAACUGGACAAGAAUCAUCUAGAUUCGCUGCCAGGACUCUCUAAACUUGUCAUGAUUCUAAGACAGCAAGGGGAACCGUCCACCAAACCAAAGCCAGCCAACUGCCCAGAUUGGGCAUGUAUUGUGCCUACGAAUCCAGCAGAUGCUGCUGGACCAGGGGACGAUAAUGCCACAGCAGUGGAUUUAAAUGUUUCCUGGUGA